CCUCCCGCAGCCGAGAGGGAGAUCGUGCGCGACAUCAAGGAGAAGCUCUGCUACGUGGCCCUCGACUUCGAGAACGAGAUGGCCACGGCCGCCUCCUCCUCCUCGCUGGAGAAGAGCUACGAGCUGCCCGACGGGCAGGUCAUCACCAUCGGCAACGAGCGCUUCCGCUGCCCCGAGACCCUCUUCCAACCCUCCUUCAUCGGCAUGGAGUCCGCCGGCAUCCACGAGACCACCUACAACUCCAUCAUGAAGUGCGACAUCGACAUCCGCAAGGACCUGUACGCCAACAACGUGCUCUCCGGGGGUACCACCAUGUACCCCGGCAUCGCCGACAGGAUGCAGAAGGAAAUCACAGCCCUGGCUCCCAGCACGAUGAAGAUCAAAAUCAUCGCCCCCCCGGAGCGGAAGUACUCCGUCUGGAUCGGCGGCUCCAUCCUGGCCUCGCUCUCCCCCUUCCAGCAGAUGUGGAUCAGCAAACCCGAGUACGACGAGGCCGGGCCCUCCAUCGUCCACCGGAAAUGCUUCUAA
Messenger RNA from Struthio camelus australis, 528 nucleotides. NCBI's taxonomy places the organism in Eukaryota, Metazoa, Chordata, Aves, Struthioniformes, Struthionidae. The record is from RefSeq and is a predicted model, not a curated record.